GCAUAGCGUGGUUGUCAGAGUGGCCCAAGGCAGCGCCGUGUGCGGAGCGUUACGAGAGACAAUGUGUUCUGCUGCUGGCCAUAGACACGUACUGACAUUAUCAUAAUAGUAAAAUGUUCCGUGUAACAAAUCCAACUUUAACUAGUAUUCUUUAGCGUGAAAUUUCCUGUUUUUCGUUUGGUUUUUAAUUUUUAUCGUGUGUUGUGUGUAACAGUGUGAGGAUGAAAAUGGUUGUAACUUCGUUUGUUGUUAAUAGAUGAAUGAACUGUUAGGGUAAAGUAGUAUAAAAUGUUUUUAAUGAACAGUCUGUUGGAAAAUUGUGUAGAACCGUGUAGCUGUAGUACGCUACAAUGAUGUACAAUGAUGUAUCAAAUAAUCGUCGUGUAACGUUGUAAACAUAGUGUGCGUCUGCGAAAGUCUUUUAAUGAUUAUUUCGUAUAGAAAAUGUCAAGUUCCUAAGUGUGGAUUGGAUGUUGAACAUUUUGUCGAAAAUAACAUAAAUUGAACUGUCAAUAAAACACAGCGACAUCGUUGUACAAGUCGAAAUUAAUAGUAGGCAGUUUUAACCUAUUUUAAAUCAGCCCGUAUUUUCGAAUUGUCGUUAAAAGGAUAUUUCAUUUGGCGUAUUUUAAAUAGUGAAGUGUGCGCAAGUGUUCGGAAGAUGAGACUGUCAUUUUGGUCAGCCUCAAGUGAGAGGGGGGCGGUAACUGUGCUCCGUGCUCGAACGUUGUUCCUCCUGGUGAUCAUGGUGACAACUUUGGUUUGCAGGGCUAAUGCAGAACAGCCUCAGCAUUUCUCUCGUCAGUGGGCUGUCCAUAUAGAAGGAGGGUUGCAGGUAGCGGAUGCAGUUGCAAGUAAACACGGUUUCGUCAAUUUAGGAGAGAUUUUCCCUGACUGGUACCAUUUCGAGCACCACAGCGUGGCGAAGAGAUCCGUGGGACGUAGCGUGGAACAUCAUGAGAAUCUUGUGCGGGAGGCGCAGGUGAAGUGGGCCCGCCAGCAAGUGGUCAGGUCACGACAGAAGCGAGACCCGCUGCCUUUCCGUCAGCGCUCCUACCGAGUGAACCUCAACGAUCCCCGGUGGCCGCAGAUGUGGUAUCUGAACCGAGGGCAGGGACUAGACAUGAACGUGCAGCCGGCCUGGCAGGAGGGAAUAACCGGCCUCGGUGUAGUGGUCACAAUCCUGGACGACGGGCUCGAGAAGGAUCACCCUGACCUGUUCAGAAACUACGACCCACAAGCGAGCUAUGAUGUGAACAAUCAUGAUGAGGAUCCAAUGCCGCGAUAUGACCUCAUUGACUCUAACCGCCAUGGGACACGCUGUGCUGGUGAGGUUGCUGCCACUGCCAACAAUUCUCUUUGCGCUGUUGGCGUCGCUUAUGGCGCUAGUGUUGGUGGUGUAAGGAUGCUGGACGGGGACGUUACUGAUGCAGUGGAGGCCAGAUCUCUGAGUCUCAACCCCCAACAUAUCGAUAUUUACAGUGCUUCCUGGGGACCAGAUGAUGACGGAAAGACUGUGGAUGGCCCAGGGGAGCUGGCUACAAGGGCUUUCAUUGAAGGUGUCACAAAGGGUCGAUCUGGCAAAGGUUCUAUUUUUGUGUGGGCAUCUGGUAAUGGAGGUCGUGAUCAUGAUAAUUGCAACUGUGAUGGUUACACCAAUUCCAUCUGGACACUGUCCAUCAGUAGCGCUACAGAGAACGGUUAUGUUCCUUGGUACUCGGAGGCAUGCAGCUCAACUCUGGCAACUACAUAUAGCAGUGGAGCAUCUGGGGAGAAACAGGUUGUAACAACGGAUUUACAUCACCAGUGUACCAGCAGUCACACUGGGACAUCAGCGUCUGCACCCUUGGCAGCCGGCAUCUGUGCCCUGGCACUGGAAUCAAACAGAGAACUAACAUGGCGAGAUAUGCAGCAUAUUGUGGUGCGCACUGCACGCCCUGCCAAUCUCAAGUCUUCUGACUGGAAGGUGAAUGGUGUUGGGAGAAAUGUGAGCCAUUCCUUCGGUUAUGGGCUGAUGGAUGCUUAUGCAAUGGUGAAGCUGGCUCGCAAUUGGAAAACUGUACCAGAGCAGCACAAAUGUGAGGUUUCUGCACCACACAUAGACAAACUUAUACCAGCAAAGAGUCAUGUAAGUCUUCAGCUUCAUGUAAAUGAGUGUGCUGGUGUAAACUUCCUUGAACAUGUUCAGGCUAAGGUGAGUCUUGUAUCAGCUAGAAGAGGUGAUCUUCAAAUCCACCUAACAUCUCCAGCCGGAACCCGUGCCACGCUAUUAGCCCGUCGUCCUCAUGAUGUCUCACGUGCUGGUUUUCAGGCCUGGCCAUUCAUGUCCGUCCAUACCUGGGGAGAAAAGCCCUUUGGUAUAUGGCAGCUAGAAAUACACAAUGAGGGCCGAUUUCUGGGAACCCUGACAGAUUGGAAGCUAGUUUUCUAUGGCACAGAAACAGCACCUGAAGGUGAUGAGCAUGAAGGUGAUGAUAGCAAUGUUCAAGUUACCGGUAGCAGACUGGACCUGAAGCCAAGUGAGAUGCUCACUAAUGGUGAAGAAGACACCGAUCGCAAUGAUGUGGUACCCAUUAAAGGGGGAGUGUGGAAGGAGUUUCAUCAAGUGGACAACACAGAUCAUGCUCGUAAUGAAGUGCAGCGCACUACUACUGAAGAUGACAUGGCCUCAGCAUCUGCAGGAUGUCGUGCCCUCUCCAAGAAGGGUCAGCAGUGUAUAGAGUGCUCGAAGGGGCUGUACCUGUAUGAAGGGCGGUGUGAGGUUUCAUGUCCUGAGCCAUACUUCCCAAGCCGCAAUGCGAAGUCACAACUGGUCUGCUCAUAUUGCCACUACACCUGCAAGGCGUGUUCAGGCCCCAAUGACUACCAGUGCAUUUCCUGCUAUGGUGAUGCAUCCCUCAAGCAUACUACAAAAGCUGAAAGUUAUUGCUAUCCAAAAGCUAUUCUUCCGGCACUGGAAACUAGCAAAUGGUUUUAUUGGAUGUUUAUAGCUUUUUGUGCGAAUGUGGCAGUCCUUACCAUGAUAAUGAUAUACUUCAUAAUGUGUAAAUUACUGCAGAACUCUGGCUGUUGUAGUAAACGUCAGCAUUACAGGAAAAUGAGCAGUGGAGAAAAUCUAACAGACAGUUUGAGUAAGGACAGAAAUAGUGCUGUAUAUGAUUUGUCUGAAAGUGACAGUGAUGGAUCUUAACACAUUGUGUAAAAAAAGUAUUGUGAUUGUGUUUUAGACAGGAAGCUGAAUACAAUUAAAAGCUAAGUCAUAGUUUGAUAUUAGAUUUUACAAAUUAAUUUUCAUAUCCGGAACCUGACUGUAGUUUUAUAAUGAUGUUCGCUAACUGAAGUGCCAUUUUCUCUGAGAUAUUGCUCUCCAUUUUGUUAAAAAGUAUUUUUGGAGGCAGUAUUUGUGAUAUUCUUAUGUAGGUACAUUUUAGUUUAAUUCAAGUUAAUAUAUAAAGAAGCAAAAAUAAGGAUAAUCUUUUCAAGAUUUCACACUGGGCAUGUAAGCAGUGUAAGCAAUGUGUGCAAGAAGUUAUGUGGAAUUGUCAAUAGAGAACUUAGCUCUGAAACCAGGUAUGUAUUGUUGAUAGUAUAUUAACUGAGGGAAGGUGAAGUAAUUCUGAAAAAUUUUCCAUAAUUCUUUCAACUUGAAGAAUUUUGAACACCAAAAUUGUUUCUAAUAUGCUAUUCUCCAAUGUGAAAACAUUCAAGAAUACUGAACAUAGAGCUGCACAUUCAGAAGACAGCUGAAUGGAGAAAACUGUCAUCUUUACUCUGCAAAUUAAGAAUGAAAAGGGUUAAAAUCUAUGUCAUAAUUAUGCAUAAUGAAAUUAUGAUUUAAUGCUACGAGAUCUAAGAAAUUUUGUGCAUUUCACACUAAGUUUUAUGAAUCAUAGUUUUAUUUAUGUACAAAUAAUAUUUACAAGUGACACAUUUGACUAUUUUCAUAUUUAAAGUCUCCUUACAGUCUGCUUUUUAUUCCCAUAAUUUUAAUUCUGUCACCAAAGUCUCGCUUGAUAAUGCAGAUGUAUCUACUGGCUUAUGACAAUAUUUUGUGCAUAAGAGUUGCAGUGUCUUAUGUCAUCUUUGAGAUGAUUAGGUCCUGUGAUAUGUUUCUGUUAACAUAAUGUUUUUUUUUUUGUGACAAGACUGCAUAAUCUCCUGUUUGGAUAGUGUAGCCAUAAUUUUGAUUGACUAAAUGAACAUUUUAAUAUUUCUAAAUAAUGUACUAAUCUGUAAAGUUGUUUUCAUAAUAUUUGUUCCGAUUAUUCCAAAAUAUCAUUUCAUUCUUAUUCCAACCUGUUUUUAGACAAUACUAAUACAUCCAGUAUUGUAAGCUGAGAAAUGUGAUAAUUAAACUUCCAUUAUCAUUAGUUAUUUUGUGUGUUUUAUGUGUUUGUUAUAGAAAUUUAUGUGCUUGUGAUGUUCAUGUUGACAAUUUAAUUUGUUGGGAGCGAAUAUAGAAUAAGAUAGAAAAUAAUGCAAUAACUUCUACAGGCCAACAAAAAACUGUUCCGUAAGUAAACAUAGGUUAACUUAAGUAUUGUGUGAACGUAAUAUGAAACUAGAAUCAGAAGUUAUUCAAUUCAAUUUAUUUAAACAUUCCAUUGAUCCUUUGUGGUACAAUAAUGACCAGUAGAUGUGGAAUUAGUCACAGACAAAACCAGACAAGUUGCAUCACAUUAACGAGAUACGAAUAUAAAUACAUCAAUAAUUCAUCUCCACAAUACAGUAUCUCAAACACUGGUCUAAUAUCUAAAAGCAAAUUAUUUAUUAGGACAUUACAUCAAUUAUUACUUACAAACAAUACCCAGACAACAAACAGGUCAUAGAUGCCUGCACACUUAAUACCCAGGACCAAGAUGGAACAACUUUUGUACAUCGUAUGACAGCUAUAUGUUUAAAAUGUUAAAACUAAUGUACUGAUAGUACUAAGAUGUGAUGAAUAUAUAUGAGCAGAUUAUGAGUAUCAUAAAAAAAGUUUUCUUAGUAGGGAGUAUAACCCAGGAGUUUAGUUUACUUUAUAGUGAAAAUAUUCAUCCAAGGAAUAAAACGAAUUGGAAAGAAGAAACCUUUUUAGCACUGUAUAUAGAGAAUCAUUCAAAAAUGUUUCUGUGUAUAAGUAUCUGGGAACAGCACUAGCAAACAGAAUUGAGGUUUUUGAUACAAUUAAAGCUUCUUAUUAUUAAGUUUAAGAUGUGGCACUAUCUUACCUUCUUUCCAGACUGCUGAAGUUUAGAAAAUAGAACAGUAUUGCUAGUUGAUUUGUAGGGGCAUGUAAAGUGGUCUCCUUCUUUGAGGGAAGAAUGUAGAUUAAAAGUUUUUAAAACUAGAGUUCAAGAAAAUAUUUGGACCUGAAAAGGAUGGAGUGGGUUAUUUGGAAGAGUAAAAAAUUAGAAACCCCCCUGAUUUAUCCUAAGAAGUCAUGAUGGACAUUUACCUUCAAUGGGGGAGGCAAUGCAUGUGUACAGAAUUUUAGUGUGGAAAUCUCUUGGUAAAUUGCCACUUAGAAGACUGAUAAAUAGAAGUAUAACAUUACAAUGAAUUAUGGAUAGGUAGGUUACACUGAGGGAGAUAUAUGGAACUGGUCGAGAUUAGUGACUAGAUGUAUUAACAGUGUUGGGUCUUGAGGUUCUGCUACAAGAGAAUUAAUUAGUUAGUUAACCAUUCAGCUAAUUAUUUAAGAGUUACUUAUUUAAAUAUUGGUUGCAGGAAAUAACUGGUAGAGAACAUGUACUCAGAAUAAAGUAGAGAGGAAUGGUAAGAUAAAACUUUCAGCCUGAGCACUUAGCUUGCUGGUCAGUGCAUAAAUGAUUCGUCAAAGGAAAUACCUGUAGAAUUUAUAUUUUACUUUUAACUUCUGAUGGUAGUUCAGUCUCAGGGUUUGAGGUAGAUCUCACCAUAUUCUGUGUCGAACAGAAUAAUUACAGUACAACUUUUUUCAGUUGUGUAUCUUAGUCAUUCAGUUCCCUAUGACAAAUUGAGAUAACUAUAAUUAAGCUGUAAAAUUUCCUUUUGUUGUCAUUGAACAUCAUUCACUUGUCUAUAAAAACGUAUUUUGUUGUACUUGUUUUCAUAUUUUUACCUUAAAAUUGCAAAUAAUAGGCAGCAACAGAGUUUCAUUCAUUUACAUGUAUCACAAAUGGUCAGUUUCACCAGUGUUACAGAAAAUUUACCUAUUUCUGUUUUAUUAUCCUGUAAAAAAGAACGGGGAAUGCUUCAAAAUUUAUUUUAGCUCACUGAUUCAAGAAAUUCAUGAAGCUUCAGUCUUUGAAUGUGGAUAAUUGAGAAGUUCCUUUAUUGGAGACAUUUCAAAUGUUGUUUAAGUUUCUGAAAUUACAUUUCAUAAAGUAUGGAACCAAAACUGAAUUGGGUUUUCUCCUGUUGGUUUUGUCAGUCUUCCACUUUACGAAGCUUAAUAAAUCAGUACCUUUAUAUGAAUGUUGUUUGGCAGCUUUGAAUGAUUCUGUUUUAAGAGAGAUUUUAUACUGCCUCAUAGGUAGAGGUAUUAUAGAUUCUGUAAUAUCAUUGUGCUAUUCUUAUAAGUUUCAAGCGUGAAAAUAAAUUUGCUUAUACCUUUCCAGUACCCUUUUAGCAUCAUACUACAUGACUGUGUGUGAAAGAAAGGGCAAAUUGUGAUAUUUGACACCAUGGAAGAUUUGUAAUUUAACAGAAAUGAACUUAGUGGAGAAUGAAGAAAUUAUGUAAUGAGGUACGUGUGUGUUCCUAAAAUAGUGAAAUAAAUUUUUAUAAGGGUC
This is a messenger RNA of Cryptotermes secundus, 6755 nucleotides long. RefSeq names its product furin-like protease 1. Gene Ontology annotation, molecular function: serine-type endopeptidase activity. Gene Ontology annotation, biological process: peptide hormone processing. The record is from RefSeq and is a predicted model, not a curated record. The transcript has 13 exons. Gene Ontology annotation, cellular component: trans-Golgi network; Golgi membrane. Bases 662 to 3190 code for a protein of 842 amino acids. NCBI's taxonomy places the organism in Eukaryota, Metazoa, Arthropoda, Insecta, Blattodea, Kalotermitidae.